GCUUUAAAAGAUCUAUUAUAGCUGUGAGAACGAAUGCCAUCAGUGUUUCUCAAGACGCCGACUAGAGAGUUCCUGCUCGUGAUACUGGGUAAAAGAGAAAGUCGCGCGGGUGCGCAACCUUUUCGUGCAAAGUUUUAUUUAAUUUUGUUGAAAAUACCGACCGAGAGAGAUUUUGAUCCUGGUACCUGGUAGGAAUUUUGUGAUUUCUGCAAGUGAAUAUGGCCACGAUAAAGUUGGUGUCGUUCGAGGACGAGCUGAAGAGAAAUCCCGAGCUGAAGGAGGCGGACGUACAAAUGUUGCGAGAAUGGUGCGAGAAGCAGCCUCAUUUGCCGAAGAUAUCAGAUAGCAUGCUGGCAUUGUUUCUGCACAGCAAUUAUUACCGACUCGAACCGACGAAAGCUAGUAUCGACGUUUUCUACACAGUUAGAAGCCACGUGCCUGAGUUCUUCAGCGACCGAGAUCCUGUGAACAACAAGGAGCUGAAGAAGGCCUGUCAAACGGUGACGAACCAGAUUUUAGAGGGAACCACUCGGGAAGGCUAUAAAAUUAUUUACGGAAAACUGCUAGACAACGAUCCGUCACAAUUUGUUUACAACGACGCCAUGAAAUUGUUCAAUAUGGUGAUCGACCUGUGGCUCUACACAGAAGGCACAUGCGACGGCCAUGUGAUCAUAUUCGACAUGAAUAACGUUUCUUUCGGUCACGUGGGUCGUUUGAGUCCCAUGGGCUUGAAGAAGUUUCUCUAUUAUUUACAAGAAGGACUGCCCGUCCGACUUCGUGGCUUUCACUUUAUGAACGCUUCCCCGGUAAUAGAUGUUAUCCUGAACAUGAUGAAACCCUUCAUGAAAAAGCAGCUGAUGGAUAUGUUCCAUAUGCACACCACAAGCGAAUCUCUGCAAAAAUUCAUACCGCUCGAAGUCCUCCCGAACGAAGCGGGUGGCAAAGCCGGGCCUAUACACGAAUUACACGACAAAAAUAUGGAAAAACUGAUAGAUCAUGUCCCAUGGUUCAAAGAGGAAGAGGCCAAUUGUCGCGUCAAUGAGUCUUUGCGACCCGGCAAGGCAAAGACGGCGACGGAUCUGUUCGGUGUUGAAGGGAGCUUCAAGAAGCUCGAAAUCGACUAAGAUCAAGCAAUUGGAUCUUUGAAACUUGCGCCUACGAAAUUUGCAUCAUUACAACGAUAAUUGCAAUUCUGUCUUGAAAGAUCGAUACAACGUCUAGUAGAUGGACUAUAAAUAUAUAUAUAUAUACAUAUUUCACUGAUCUUAUCCCGUAUCGUUUGACAAUAAUAAAUAUUCAUUAAAUCUUAGGAGAAUGAAGCAUAGUAAGCAUAGCUAUUAUCGAUUGUCUUAUUUUCGAUUAGUAGGCACAUUAUUAUCUUUGUAGACAUUUGUCUACAUUUGUAGACAAAUGAAGAACUUAUAUACUAUAUUAAUGUAUCGUUACACUUUUACGCGGAAAUUGGGUUUCUUUCUUUUUUCUUGUUUCACAUUGCUUACGUUCCACGUACGAAUAAUAAGAUGUAUUCUUUUACAGUGAUCGAAUGUUGCUCUGUAUUCCGGUGAAAUAAGUUGGAAUAACAUUAACUCUUUGUGUGUGUGA
This is a messenger RNA of Harpegnathos saltator (Jerdon's jumping ant), 1602 nucleotides long. Its product is annotated as alpha-tocopherol transfer protein-like. Lineage: Eukaryota; Metazoa; Arthropoda; Insecta; Hymenoptera; Formicidae. Gene Ontology annotation, molecular function: phosphatidylinositol bisphosphate binding. The coding region runs from base 219 to 1124 and encodes 301 amino acids. Gene Ontology annotation, cellular component: membrane. The transcript has 3 exons. The record is from RefSeq and is a predicted model, not a curated record.